Messenger RNA from Penicillium crustosum, 957 nucleotides. Its product is annotated as glycosyltransferase family 32 protein. Gene Ontology annotation, molecular function: mannosyltransferase activity. The transcript has a single exon. Bases 1 to 957 code for a protein of 318 amino acids. Gene Ontology annotation, biological process: mannosyl-inositol phosphorylceramide biosynthetic process. Lineage: Eukaryota; Fungi; Ascomycota; Eurotiomycetes; Eurotiales; Aspergillaceae. The record is from RefSeq and is a predicted model, not a curated record.
AUGAUCAUUGUUUGGGGAAAAGGGCGGACAAGGUUCAUGGGUGUCGGAGUUUUGGUCCUCUUUCUCAUCUUUGUCGUUCAUCUGCUCAACUUCGCAAACCCCUUUUCCAAUCCCGAUGAACUGUCCGCUUCAAUGGAUGUAAUCACCGCGUGCGCUACCUCUGACUUUGAAAACCCUGACGACUCUCAUGCUAUCGCCGUCCCACAAAUCCCCAACGUUGUCCACCAGAUCUGGAAAACAACCGACCUCCGAACCUACUCUACGCAAAUGAAAGCAUCGCACGACCAGUGGAAGCAAGAACUCGAGCCCCUAAACUAUACAAUCAAACUCUGGACAGACGACCACAUCCUCCAACUCAUCAAAGAAAAGUAUGCUUGGUUUUUAUCGACAUACGAAGCCUAUCCGCAGAACAUACAACGUGCAGACAUAGCUAGACUGCUUGUCAUCCAUGCAGAGGGAGGAAUAUACGCAGACCUCGACGUUUACCCGAACUCGCUCGCCCAAAUACAAUGCCUCCAAAGUCUCAAUCUCGAGGUCAUAUUGGCCCCAACGUCGGGGACCCUCGGGCUAAGUAACCAUUUCUUCAUGGCGGAGCCCGAAUCUCCAUUCCUCCUAUGGACGCUAUACGAGGGCAAGCGCCGCGGCGGUGCGGCAUCUCGAUUCAUCCCGCUACCGUAUCUACGAGUCUUUUGGUCCACGGGGCCUACGAUGGUGACGGCGGCAUUUCGAAAGUACGCAUGGCUACACGGCACCCUUCGGCACACUCUGGGCUUGCUAGAUGAUAGAUAUUCAAGAGCCGUGAUACAGCACAAGGCAGGCAGGUCGUGGCAUGGAUCGGACGGACGGGCCUUGAAUUAUGUCGGGGACAAUGUAACGAUGAGUAGUUUGAUGGUAGUUGUUGCCUUUUUUUCUAUUAUAUCGGGAGUUGCCUGUGUCGCGAGAAGAUAUUGGUUUUGA